AUGGAGAAGCUCGAGCGAUUCUUGUCGCGGCCAACAGCGAAGCCAUACAAGACGCGCGAUAUAGAAGCUUCCGAGGAAGUCCACCUCAACGAUGAAGGCCUUCUUGAGUUCGGCCCCGACGACAUCGAGAAUCCCAAAAAUUGGUCCACCGCACGAAGAUGGUAUAUCACCGUAGUGUCGGUUACGCUAGUUGUGAACGCCACGUUCGCGUCGUCCAGCCCAUCUGGCACGCUUGAGUCUCUAUCAACAGACUUACACGUCUCUACCGAGGCUGGGGGGCUCGUCAUUACUCUGUUCCUCCUUGGGUACUGCGCUGGUCCGCUUAUCUUCGCCCCACUUUCCGAAUUCUUUGGUCGCAGAUACAUCUUCUACGUCACAUUUACCCUUUACCUGGCCUUCAACUUCCUAUGCGCUUUCACGCCUAACUUCGGCGGGCUCCUAGUUGGCCGAUUCUUGACGGGGACGUUUGCGAGUGCCCCUCUUUCCAAUGCACCAGGUGUAUUGGCGGACAUCUGGGGACCACUGGAGCGUGGAAAUGCAAUGGCUGCCUUCUCGAUGAUGACUUUCAUCGGUCCAUCACUUGGACCCGUCAUAUCAGGCUUCCUGGAAUUGAAGAGAGACUGGAGAUGGUGCUUCUACGUCCUUCUUUGGCUGGGCGGCGUUACCGAGUUACUAAUGUUCACGAUCCCAGAGACAUUGCCAUCAAUCGUGCUCCGCAACAAAGCCAAGCGCAUAAGAGCUCUGAAGAUUCCUGGAUAUGAAGAGGUCAAGGCACCAGUCGAAGUGACGGAUAGAACGCUUGCAGGCAUGUUCCAUGUUGCUCUCACGCGACCGUGGAAGAUCCUCAUCGACCCCAUCUCCUUCGCGGUCGCCAUCUAUCUCGCAGUCGUGUAUGCCCUACUGUACAUGCUCUUCACCAUCUAUCCCAUUGUUUUCCAACAACGUCGGGGUUGGAACUCUGGCGUUGGCGAGCUACCGCUCAUUGGCUCUGCUCUUGGUGCCGCCAUCGGUGGGGCUAUCAUCUUUGCCAACACAGCUAGGGACAGAAAGAAGGCAGAAGCCGGCUACAAAGCCACACCAGAAGAUCGUCUUCCUGUGGCGAUGCUCGGCGGCGUCAUGUUCCCCAUCACUAUGUUCUGGUUCGCGUGGUCUGCAGAGUACAACAGCGUUCACUGGGUCGUUCCCACGCUCGCUGGUGUCUUCCUCUCGACAUCCAUCCUCCUUAUCUUCGUCGCAUACCUCAACUAUCUCACAGAUACGUACCUCAUGUACGCUGCAAGUGCGUUAGCAGCGAACACGGUCGUGCGCUCGGCCGCAGGUGCUGCCGCGCCUUUGUUCACGCAGUACAUGUUUGACGCUCUUGGUGUGGGUGGUGGCGGUUCUCUCAUUGCUGGAGUUGCUUGCUUGCUUGCGCCUAUUCCAUUCAUCUUCUAUAAGUAUGGCGGGCCGAUUAGGGAACGGUCGAAGUUUGCGCCUACUCCGUCGAAAACGCCCGAGCCGAAUGCUUCUAAGCCUUAG
Molecule: messenger RNA, 1518 nt
Organism: Alternaria rosae
Lineage: Eukaryota; Fungi; Ascomycota; Dothideomycetes; Pleosporales; Pleosporaceae
Product: MFS transporter
Exons: 1
Coding region: 1-1518 (505 amino acids)
Biological process (GO): transmembrane transport
Molecular function (GO): transmembrane transporter activity
Source: RefSeq, a predicted model, not a curated record